CUGGAUUCGAGUCCAAAUUGCAAGCCGACCGUGACAUUGUCAUGAUCAGUGUGAGAUUGAGGGGUGCUGAACGGACCUUCGAACGCCGUGCGUUGGGCUUAGCUUCUUCGUGGUGACAGCAGGUUCCACAUAGAGAUGCUCGAAGCAAUUGAUGUCAGGGGGCCAAUCACUGCACGGCAUUGCAACAUAGAUUCCAGCAAAUCAGUCAGCUUUAUCUUCUCCUUGCUUUCUGCGCACCAAAGUAUUUCUUUUUGCUGGUCAACCUGCUGAUGUCAAUUCUGUCGUGUUGACAAAGGGCUUGCUUUGGAGGCUGCCCCUCCAAUUGUAAUGAUGGCGCUCGCUCGCUGUGGAGUUCUUUGUGUGCUGCUGCUGGCUUUGAUGACGGCCCAAUGCCAUGCCACUUUGGAGCUUGCGAUGACUAUCCACCGUCACGGGGCGAGGACUGUCCUUUACAAGAACGCAACCACGCUCGCCGAGGGUGGCGCCCUGCUAACCACCCAGGGAGAGAACCAAACCUUUGGGGUUGGGCAGGGUUUCCGUAACCGCUACCUUAACCCAACCACAUGCCAAGUUACUCAGACCUGCGUGAACGGCCUGGCGGGGGGAAGGUAUGAUGGGACGAAUGUGCGCUCAAUUAGCUCCGGGUUUGACAGGACGCUAGCGAGCGCCGCCGGAUGGCUUCAGGGAGCCUUUCCGGCGAACGCGACUGAUACACCGCUGCCAGCCAAAACCAUUCCGAUCUUUAGCAUCCCGAUUGCGGACGACUUUCUGAUCCGCGCUUACGACAACUGCCCGCUCUUCCUGGCGACCAUGAACCAGUGGUUCCAGAGCGCCGAGUUCGCCGCCAAGGAGAACGCCUCCCAGCCCUUGCUGACGUCACUGCAGUCGUCACUGGGCUCCGUCCCGAAGCUCAACAACUUCUGGAACGUCUUCGACGAUCUCAACACGCAGCGGGACGCGAUCCUGACGGGGCAGAGCAGCGUUCCGCUGACGUCAGCGAUGCAGGAGCCGACGUGGUCGCAGGUCGUUGAUCUCGCCAACUGGCUCGAAGCGAACCGGUACCGCCGCAGCCUGACCGGAAACCUGCUCGGCGGCACCCUUCUGAACGAGAUUCUGGUGCGGCUGCAAGCCCGGCGGAUCAACUCCCAACCGGAAGCGGAACGCAUCAUCGAGUACAGCGCACACUACCCAACGCAGCUCAGCUUCCUGUCGGCGCUUAACCUGCCGGCGAAUGCAACACUCUUCAAUACCAAGAUACCGACUUAUGCGGCCCAGAUCCUAAUCGAGCUCCACAGCAACCGCCCCCCGGCCAUCUCCGAGUCGCCGCCCGGACUGCCGCUGUCCGGAUACAGCUGGGCCGUCCGCAUGCUGACGCAAGACGGAGUGGACACUCCGUACGUGCCCAUCAGUCUCCCGUGCGCGGGUUCUACCGCCGAGCAGCUUGCGGGCGAAGGUGCCUGCUCCCUCGACGACUUUCUGGCGUUUGCGCAACCCAACGCAAUCUCGACCCAGGGGAAAUGGUGCCAAGUAUGCGCCAAUGUCGUCAUGAAGGGGUGCGUUGCGAUCCAGUUCCAGCCGGCGGUCGACGCCUUGGCGACAUACGCUAUUAGCCUAAAUAAGACCAGCAACGCAUAUUAUAACAUCACGCCGGUGGCCGCGAGGACGACCACGUGCCCGUAGGGUAGGCAUGGAGCGGCUGUAUUACUCCACGGCUCUAGCUGAGGAGCUUGAUGUCUUGAUCCUCAAAACCAGUGUUGUUACAAAAGUAGGGAUAUUUUUCCCACCGUCGUAAUUCAAAUGUGAAAAGAUGGAACAAAUUGUAUAGUCGAAUUAGCAAGUCAGUAAAGGUCUGAUAUUUUUUUUGAGCUAGUCGAUUGGAUUCAGGUCAAAGCGUAAACAAAUCACUCGAAGGGGACACGAUUGCGAUGGCGGGGGCGUGUGCUACAGCGACUGAAGAUGACAGUCCGGUCCUUAAAAGCGUCGGACAGUUAGAGGCCAACAAAAUGAUGCACUGCAGGGUCAAUGCGACAUUGUAGCCUAGUAGCUGUAACUAUAUCCGUAUCUCACCGCACAGUCUCGAUCGUGGCAGAUCGUGCUGGGACGGUAUGCAUGCCGCCGCGCCAUCAUUGGAUCAUAAGCCGG
Messenger RNA from Klebsormidium nitens, 2142 nucleotides. NCBI's taxonomy places the organism in Eukaryota, Viridiplantae, Streptophyta, Klebsormidiophyceae, Klebsormidiales, Klebsormidiaceae. The record is from the annotation of a GenBank genome assembly.